Molecule: messenger RNA, 609 nt
Organism: Clavispora lusitaniae ATCC 42720
Lineage: Eukaryota; Fungi; Ascomycota; Pichiomycetes; Serinales; Metschnikowiaceae
Gene: YRB1
Product: Ran GTPase-binding protein
Biological process (GO): NLS-bearing protein import into nucleus
Cellular component (GO): cytoplasm; nuclear pore
Molecular function (GO): GTPase activator activity
Source: RefSeq, a predicted model, not a curated record
AUGUCUGCAGAAGAAACCAAACCAAAGGUCGAAGAAUCCACACCUCAACCUCCUACUUCCAGCGUCUUCCUGAUGUUUGGAGCCAAGAAGGAAAAGAAGGAGGAGAAGGAAGAAAAAGAGGAAAAAGAAGACGCCAAGCCUUCGAGCGAGAAGAAGACCGACUCUGAUAACGAGGCCGAAGAAGAGGAAGUCGAUGUCCAGUUUGAGCCUUUGGUGCAUUUGGAGAAGGUCGAAGUCAAGACCCACGAAGAGGACGAAGAUGUUGUUUUCAAAGUCAGAGCCAAGUUGUUCAGAUUCCACGCCGACUCGAAGGAAUGGAAGGAAAGAGGAACCGGAGACGUCAAGUUCUUGAAGCACAAGACCACAGGCAAGACCAGAAUCUUGAUGAGAAGAGACAAGACAUUGAAGAUCUGUGCCAACCACUUGAUUGCUAAAGAAUACGAGUUGAAGCCAAACAUCGGCUCCGACAGAUCUUGGGUCUACUCUGUGACUGCCGACGUUUCUGAAGGUGAGCCUGAGGCCCAGACUUUGGCCAUCAGAUUUGGUAACAAGGAGAACGCCGACAAGUUCAAGGAAUACUUUGACAAGGCCAAAGAGGAGUCCAAGUGA